AUGGACUCGCCCAUGGCGGCGGCCACGGGGCGGCAGAGAUCAUCUGCUGUUAAGAUGGUGCUGGCGGCGCUCUUUGUCGCGGUCUGCAUGUUCGUGCUCCAAUCUAGAGAUUCCACUCCCAUGCAGGUGGGGCGCUGCAGGCUCACUUGUUUCCCAGAGUGCGUCGAGCUGAUCGCGGGGUUCGCGUCCGAUCCCUUCCGCGUGCGCGAGGCGGGGGUGACGCACGUGCUGGUGACGGGCGGCGCGGGGUUCAUCGGCUCACACGCGUCGCUGCACCUCCUCACGUCCGGCCACCGCGUCACCAUUGUUGACAACCUAUCGCGGGGCAACUGGGGCGCGGUGCAGGUGCUGCAGCGCAUAGCACCGGAGGGGCGGCUGCAGUUCAUCAAUGCGGACCUGGGGGACCCGCGCAAGGUAGAGGCGGUGUUUGCGAGCAACGCCAUCGACGUGGUGAUGCACUUCGCUGCCGUCGCUUAUGUGGGCGAGAGCAUGCAGGAGCCGCUCAGGUACUACCACAACGUGACGGCCAACACACUGACGCUGGUGGAGGUUAUGGGGCGGCACGGCGUGACACAGCUCAUCUACAGCAGCACGUGCGCCACGUAUGGCGAACCCAAGACCAUGCCCAUCACUGAGGAUACUGUGCAGGCGCCCAUAAACCCGUACGGCAAGUCAAAGAAGAUGGCGGAGGACGUCAUCCUCGACUACGCGCGCGCCAACCCCCGCCUCGCCGCCACCAUCCUCAGGUACUUCAACGUGAUAGGGUCGGACCCCAGUGGGCGGCUGGGGGAGGCGCCUCGCCCGGAGCUGAGGCACCACGGGCGCAUUACAGGGGCGUGCUUCGAUGCCGCCAUGGGCAAGAUUGACGGACUCAAGGUGAUGGGCACGGACUACCCCACAGCGGACGGCACGUGCAUCCGCGACUACAUCCACGUCACGGAACUCGUCAAUGCACACGUGGUCGCCAUGCACCACCUCACACCCGGCACUGUUAACAUCUACAACGUCGGCACUGGCAAAGGGUACUCGGUGCGGGAGUUUGUGAAUGCGUGUCUGAACGUGACGGGGGCGCCCAUAAAGGUGAUGGAGCAGAAGGCGCGGCGGCCGGGGGACUACGCGGAGGUGUACAGCGACCCCUCUAAGAUCUACCAGCGGGAGCUGCGCGAGUAUCUGGACGUCGCUGUCGCGGCCGCUCGCCACGCGGGCGAGGUGAUUCGCCGCGGCUUCAACGCACCAAAGGACGUGCAGCACAAGGGCAAGGUCGACCUGGUCACAGAAACGGACAAGCAAUGCGAGGCACUCAUCAUGCAGCACAUCUCAGCCGCUUAUCCCUCCCACAAGUUGAUAGGAGAGGAGGAGUCAUCGGAGCGUGGCACGGCGGGGCUGGGGGACGGCCCCACGUGGAUGGUGGACCCCCUCGACGGCACCACCAACUUCGUGCACCGGUAUCCAUUCGUGUGUGUGUCCAUCGGGCUGGCCAUCAACAAGGCCGUGGUGGUGGGGGUCGUCUUCAACCCCAUCCUCAACGAGAUGUUCACAGCAAUGAGGGGCCAUGGUGCCAUGCUCAACGACGAGCCCAUCCAUGCAUCUUCGCAAGCAGACAUGGGGUCAGCGCUACUCGCCACUGAGAUAGGCACCAAGAGGGACGCAGGCACGGUGGCAGGGCUGACAGGGCGCAUCAGCAACCUGCUCUUCCAGGUGCGGUCGCUGCGGCUGUCAGGGUCGUGUGCGCUGAACCUGGUGGGCGUGGCAUGCGGCCGCCUCGACCUCUUCUACGAGAUCGGCUUCGGUGGACCCUGGGACGUAGCAGCGGGGUCGCUGAUCGUGGAGGAAGCGGGCGGCCUCUGCUUUGACCCGAGCGGAGGCCCCUUUGAUGUGAUGGCAUGUCGAGUGGCGGCCUCAAAUGGCCAUUUAAAGGCAGCAUUUGUGGAGGCAUUAGCCUUGGUGUUCGCGGAGGCGCACGGCGCGCGCAUCACGGACCCCGAGGGGCGCGAGUACCUUGACUUCCUCUCCGCCUACUCCGCCGUCAACCAGGGCCACGGCAACGCGCGCAUACUGGCGGCGCUGCAGCAGCAGGCGGAGCGGUGCACGCUGUCGUCGCGCGCCUUCCACAACGACCGCUUCCCGCUGUUCGCGCAGCGCAUCACGGCGCUGAUGGGGUACGACAAGGUGCUGCCCAUGAACACGGGCGCCGAGGCCGUCGAGACCGCGCUCAAGGUGGCGCGCAAGUGGGCGUACGAGAAGAAGGGUGUGCCCGCCAACCAGGCGCUGGUGAUCUCGUGCUGCGGGUGCUUCCACGGGCGAACCAUGGCGGCCAUCAGCAUGUCGUGUGACAACGACGCCACGCGCGGCUUCGGCCCGCUGCUGCCCGGCCACCUCAAGGUGGACUUCGGGGACGUGGACGGGCUGCAGCGCCUGCUGGCGGAGCACGGCCCACGGGUGGCGGCGUUCAUAGUGGAGCCCAUCCAGGGCGAGGCGGGCGUGGUGGUGCCCCCGGAGGGCUACCUGCGGGCGGUGCGGCAGCUGUGCUCCCAGCACGGCGUGCUGCUGCUGGCCGAUGAGAUCCAGACGGGCCUCGCCCGCACAGGCAGGAUGCUCGCGUGCGACCAUGAGGGCGUGCGCCCUGACGUGCUCAUCCUGGGCAAGGCGUUGGGAGGGGGGGUGGUGCCAGUGAGUGCGGUGCUGGCGGAUGAUGACGUCAUGGGGUGCAUCCGACCGGGCGAGCACGGCAGCACGUUUGGCGGCAACCCGUUGGCGUCAGCAGUGGCGCUGGCGGCGCUGGCGGAGAUUGAAGAGGGUGGGCUGGCCGACAGGGCGCAGCGGCUGGGGGAGCAGCUACAGGCGCAGCUGAAGGCAGUGCAGGCGCGGUACCCCCACCUGAUCCACGAGGUGCGGGGGCGAGGGCUGCUGGUGGCGGUGCAGGUGGCGGGGGAGGGGCUGCCGGGGGGAGUGACGGCGCUGGACGUGUGUGUGGCGAUGAAGGAGCGCGGCGUGCUGGCCAAGCCCACCCACAACACCAUCAUCCGCCUCGCUCCCCCCCUCACCAUCUCGUGCGUGCCCUCUCAUUCUCGCUCAUGCCCUGCCUCUCUCAUCUCAUGCCCUGCCUCUCUCAUCUCAUGCCCUGGCUCUCUCAUCUCAUGCCCUCGUGCUUUCGCCCAUUCAUUUCCUCACUCAUUCACCCCCUCACUCAUUCAUCCCCUCACUCAUUCACCCCCUCACUCAUUCAUCCCCUCACUCAUUCACCCCCUCACUCACUCAUCCCCUCAUCCCCUUACAAAUCCGUUCCCUCGUGCCCCCAUGCUGUCAUCGCUCCACCUGCUGAAGCCCUGUCAAUUGUACGGCCGUCUCGUGUUUUGCAAUCUAGCACUCUUUACUCUUUCCUCAUCCACUAUCCAUACCCCCAACACCCCCACACACCUGACCACCCCACCUGCUGCAUGGCACGGGCAUGGGCAUGGCAGGGAGGAGGAGCUGGGGCGGGCAGCAGCAGCGCUGGAGGCGGUGUUGGGGGAGGACAUGCCGCGCCUUGUGGCGCAGGCUGCUGCUGCAGGCGCCGACAACAAGACGCACAGCAAGGAGCCCUGCGACCGCUGCGGCCGUGUGCGCUGA
Messenger RNA from Closterium sp. Naga37s-1, 3609 nucleotides. Lineage: Eukaryota; Viridiplantae; Streptophyta; Zygnematophyceae; Desmidiales; Closteriaceae. The record is from the annotation of a GenBank genome assembly.